AUGUGCCAGGCCUUGAGCUGGGUGGGCAGGAAGGCAGGUAGGCAGAGGGAGAGCCAGUGGCACUGGGACCAUGGCUCUGACUGUGUGUGUGCGGCGACUGACAGGGCUGCCAGGCACCCAUGACCGACAAGUGAGGCUCAUUCUGAACAGGUUUUACCCAGAAAACAAGGAAAAUUCAUUGUGGUCAAGAAACAGAUAUUGGUGAGGUCACUCUUCCGUUGGCCACACUAUGGGGCUCCAUUGGCUGGGGAGUGUCUGUCCGUGCAGGUGAUUAACUGCAGCCGUGUGUUCAGCCCCAGGCCCCUGGGGACCCUGGUGAUCUCCUUACAGCAGCUAGAGAGUGUUGGGCGUUUGGUACUACGGGAGGCCCUAGUGGAUGAGAAGCUGCGAGUGUCCCAGAUCCAGGUGGAGCUCGACCUGAGGUACCAGCCCCCAGAGGGGGCAAUUGGGGCCUGGGCAGAGGAGGACUUUGGGGCACCUAUCCGGGACAGCUCCGAGCUGAUCAUUCCCAAUGUGGGCUUCCAGGAGCUGAAGCCUGGAGAGGCCCGACUGGAGCGGCAGGCAGUGGCUUUGGGUCGCAAGCUAGCUUGUGGCCUAGGCCAGCAGGAUGAUGAGGAGAAUGAGCUGGAGCUGGAGCUGGAGGAUGAGCCUGAAGUGGAGCUUUCCGGCGUCGUGUUCAGCCUCCUCAAGAGCCGAGCUCGGGGCCUGGCCCGCGGGGAUCCUUUCCAGAUGUCCAGAGCCCAGGACUUCCAGGUGGGGGUCACGGUGCUUGAGGCACAGAAGCUGGUGGGAGUCAACAUUAACCCCUAUGUGGCUGUGCGCGUUGGGGAGCAGCGACGAGUAACCGCGACGCAGCGCGGGACCAAUUGCCCCUUCUACAACGAAUACUUCCUGUUCGAAUUUCAUGAGACCCGGGUUCGUCUCCAAGACUUGGUGCUGGAGAUCACGGUGAGGGAGUUGGGGGUGAGAAGUUUCCUUCAGAGGAAGUGAGGGGCCUAUGCUGAAGUUCCAGGACUAACAUCGUUCUCUUCCUCCCAGGCUUUCCAUUCGCAGACCCUUCCCUUUAUGGCCACCAGGAUAGGCACCUUCAGGAUGGACCUGGGAAUAGUCUUCGACCAGCCAGGUACUGAACCCUCGCCCCCAGAUGGCCACUUCUACCAGAAAUGGGCUCCACUGCACGACCCCCGGGACACCCGCGCCGGGACCAAGGGUUUCGUCAAAGUUACCUUGACAGUGAGGGCGCGCGGAGACCUGCCCCCUCCGCUGCCACUCCAGAGACCGGGGCAUAGUUCGGACAUCGAGAAGAACCUGCUCCUGCCGCGUCGGGUGCCGGCUGAGAGGCCGUGGGCACGCCUCAGAGUGCGAGUGUACCGCGCGGAGGGGCUGCCCUCACUGCGCCCGGGGCUGCUGGGCAGCCUGGCCCGCGCCCUGAACGACCAGCGCAUUCUCAUGGACCCCUAUGUUCGGGUGUCUUUCCUGGGGCAGCAGGGUGAGACAUCCGUGCGCAGCGAGGCGGUGGCACCUGAGUGGAACGAGCAGCUGAGCUUCGUAGAGCUCUUCCCGCCGCUGACGCGCGGCCUCCGGCUGCAGCUGCGGGACGACGCUCCCCUUUUCGAUGUGGCCCUCGCCACGCACGUGUUGGACCUCAGGCAGAUCUCGCAUCCGGGCCGCGCGGCGGGGUUUAACCCCACCUUCGGCCCGGCCUGGAUUCCCCUCUAUGGCUCACCCCCCAGCGGGGGGCUCCGAGAUGGUCUUCAAAAUCUCAAUGAAGGCCUUGGCCAAGGCAUUUGGUUUCGCGGCCGCCUCCUGGUGGCUGUGUCCAUGGAGGUGUUCGAAGGGAGAGCCGAACCCAAGCCUCCCCAGGCCCCACAGAGGUCCAGGCUAUCCCGGCUCACAGGGAAGAAGAAGAGAGCCAAGCGAGGCCAGACCCCGACAGAAGUUCCGCAGCACCUGGAUGCCAGCUCCAGUGCGGAUGUGCCUGAGAUUCCUAGUGCAAUGGAGGUGGAAGUGGAGGAGUUGCUGCCGCUACCGGAGAACGCCCUGGCGCCCAGCGAAGAUUUCCUCCUCUUCGGUGUGCUCUUUGAGGCCACGAUGAUUGACCCUGCCUUGGUCUCCCAGCCCAUCAGCUUUGAGAUCUCCAUCGGUCCCGCGGGCCGCCAGGAGGAGCAAGUGGGCCGAGGUCCUAGGGCCAGGGAGGGAGCGGAGGGCGAGGCGGUUGAGGCGCAGCCUCUGCUGGAGUCCGACGCCGGAGCUGAGCCGGAGGAGGAGCUGGGGAUCCCAGCUCAGCGGCCUGAGCCCAUGGACGGGAACGGGCCGUACUUCUGCUUGCCCCUGCGCCGCCGCAAGCCUUGCGUGAGCGUCUGGAGCCGCUGGGAGAAUCACAUGUGGCGUCUGCUGAGCAGCAACAGCGUGCGCAAAGUAGCAGAGAGGCUGGACCAGGGGCUGCAGGAGGCUGAGACGUUGCAGCGCAGGAUCGGACCCGGCGCCUGUGCACGACUCAAGCAGGCUCUGGAAGAGCUGGUGGCUGGGAGCAGACAGUUUUGCCAUGGGGCUGAACGCAGGACAAUGACCCGGCCCAAUGCUCUGGAUCGCUGCCGAGGGAAGCUGCUGGUGCAUAGCCUGAACCUACUGGCAAAGCAAGGACUACGACUUCUGCAGGGCCUGAGACCAGGCAACGUGCAAGAGAAGGUAGUACUGGCCAAGAAGCUCCUGGCAAAACUGUGCUUCCUGGCCCAGGAGCUUACGGCAUACUACCCCUUAGCUCUAGGUAAAAAUCAUAGGAAAGAGUUGCCCCAGCCACCCGUCCCUGAUGUGCUGGUCUGGAUGUUCAGUGGGCGACGCCGUGUGGCCUGGGCCCGGAUUCCCGCCCAGGAUGUGCUGUUCUCUGUGGUAGAGGAGGAGCGGGGCCGGGACUGUGGGAAGAUCCAAAGUCUGCUGCUCACAGCACCUGAGGCUGCCCCUGGUGAGGUCUGUGCCAAGCUGGAGCUCUUUCUGUGGCUGGGCCUGGGCAAGCAAGCCAAGGCCUGCACCUCAGAGCUACCCCAAGACCUGCUGCCUGAGCCCUCGGCUGGGCUGCCGCAGAACCUGUACCGGGAUGACUUCAGCUAUUUCCAGCUCCGAGCUCACUUGUACCAGGCCCGAGGUGUGUUGGCAGCGGACGACAGUGGUCUAUCAGACCCCUUUGCUAGAGUCCUCAUCUCUACCCAGUGUCAGACCACCAGGGUCCUGGAGCAGACACUGAGCCCUCUGUGGGAUGAACUCUUGGUAUUUGAUCAGUUGAUCGUGGAUGGGAGGAGGGAGCACCUACAGGAGGAGCCUCCCUUGGUGGUCAUCAAUGUCUUCAACCACAAUAAGUUUGGUCCCCCUGUGUUCCUGGGCAGGGCCCUGGCUGCCCCAAGAGUAAAGCUGAUGGAAGAGCCAUACCAACGCCCUGACCUGCAGUUCUUCCCCCUGAGGAAGGGGCCCUGGGCAGCUGGAGAGCUCAUUGCCACCUUUGAACUCAUUGAACUGGACUACAGUAGCCAGCUUGAGCCCUCAGUGCCCAGUGAUGUGGAGCCCCAGGACCUGACAACCCUGGUCCAGCCCCUCUCUGGAUGCAUGUCCCUGCCACACAAUGUGCGCCCGGUGCUCAGGGAGUUCCGUGUUGAGGUGCUGUUCUGGGGUCUGAGGGGCCUCGGCCGUGUGCAUCUGUUUGAGGUGGAGCAGCCCCAGGUUGUGCUGGAGGUGGCCGGGCAACGUGUGGAAUCCGAGGUUCUGGCCAGCUACCAUGAGAACCCCAAUUUCACCGAGCUCGUCAGGCAUCUGACAGUGUGGGGCUACAGCAGAGCUGGGCUAGAAUGCAGACUUAGAUUUCAUUUUCCCAUCUGCCUUGGCUGCUGCCUCUCUCUCCUCCACAAUCUUCUGUCUCUCCACCCCCAGGACUUGCCAGAGCAGCCUUACCUGCAGCCCCCACUCAGCAUCCUGGUGAUUGAGCGCCGGGCCUUUGGCCGCACAGUCCUCGUGGGUUCCCACAUUGUCCCCCACAUGCAGCGAUUCACACUCCGGGGUCAUGAGCAUCCCUUCAAGGAGGAGGAGGAAGAGGAGGAGAUAAUGGACCGGGUACCCAUGGGACCUCAGGGACAGAAAUCCCUGGAUUCCUCCUUGGCUGAGGGGAGGUUACCUAGACGGCUCCUCAAGGCUCCUCUGAAGAAGCUCCCCCUGGGAGGCCUCAUGAAUCAAGGCCCUGAGCUGGAGGAAGAUAUCCCGGAUCCCGAAGAGCUCGACUGGUGGUCCAAGUACUAUGCAUCACUGCAGGAACUCCAGGGGCAGCAUAACUUUGAUGAGGAUGAAAUGGAUGAUCCUGGAGAGUCAGAUGGGGUCAACCUCAUUUCUGUGGAUAAGGAGGCCCAAGACCAGCGUGAGGCUAAAGUCGAGGGCUCCGUGUCCCAGAAAAAAGCAAUGGCCACCCUGAAGAUCUACAACAGCUCCCUGGAGGAAGAGUUUAACCACUUUGAAGACUGGCUGAAUGUGUUCCCCCUCUACCGAGGGCAAGGGGGCCAUGAUGGAGAUGGAGAAGAAGAAGGGACUGGACAAUUUGUUGGCAAGUUCAAGGGCUCUUUCCUUAUUUACCCUGAAUCAGAGGCAAUGUCACUCUCUGAGCCCCAUAUCUCCCGGGGGAUCCCACAGAACCGGCCCAUCAAGCUCCUGGUCAGAGUAUAUGUUGUAAAGGCUACCAACCUGGCACCCGCAGAUCCCAAUGGCAAAGCAGACCCCUAUGUGGUAGUGAGCGCUGGCCGGGAGCGUCAGGACACCAAGGAGCGCUACAUACCCAAGCAGCUCAACCCCAUCUUUGGAGAGGUCCUGGAGCUCAGCAUCUCUCUCCCGGCCGAGCCUGAACUGACUGUGGCCGUGUUCGAUCAUGACCUCGUGGGCUCUGAUGACCUCAUUGGGGAGACCCACAUCGAUCUGGAAAACCGAUUCUACAGCCACCACAGGGCAAACUGUGGGCUGGCCUCCCAGUAUGAUGUGUGAGUCCAGCAGGCCCCUCAGGAGCCCAGAGACGGGUACAACGCUUGGCGCGAUGCAUUCCAGCCUUCACAGAUCCUGGCGGGGCUGUGCCAACGCUGUGGCCUCCCUGCCCCUGAAUACCGAGCCGGGGCUGUCAAGGUGGGCAGCAAAGUCUUUCUGACACCGCCUGAGACCCUGCCCCCAGAGGAACAGGCAUUGUUUGUGCUGCGGUGCUGGCAGGAAAUGCCGGAGCUGGGGAUCCAGUUGGUACCUGAGCAUGUAGAAACACGGCCCCUCUACCAUCCCCGCAGCCCGGGGCUGCUGCAGGGAUCCCUUCACAUGUGGAUUGACAUCUUCUCCCAUGAUGUGCCUGCUCCAGCCCCUGUUGACAUCAAGCCUCGACAGCCAAUCAGCUAUGAGCUCAGAGUCAUCAUCUGGAACACAGAGGAUGUGGUUCUGGAUGAUGUGAACCCGCUCACUGGAGAGAAGUCGAGUGACAUCUAUGUGAAAAGCUGGGUGAAGGGGCUGGAGCACGAUAAGCAGGAGACAGAUGUUCACUUCAACUCACUGACUGGGGAGGGGAACUUCAACUGGCGCUUUGUGUUCCGCUUUGACUACCUGCCCACUGAGCGGGAGGUGACUGUCCGGCGCCGGCCUGGACCCUUCGCCCUGGAGGAGGCUGAGUUCCGGCAGCCUGCAGUGCUGGUCCUGCAGGUCUGGGACUAUGACCGCAUCUCCGCCAGCGAUUUCCUUGGAUCCCUGGAGCUGCAGCUGCCCGACAUGGUGCGGGGGUCCCGGGGCCCCGAGCUCUGCUCCGUGAAGCUGGCCCGCGAUGGGGCCGGGCCGAGGUGCAACCUGUUUCGCUGCCGCCGCUUGCGAGGCUGGUGGCCAGUAGUGAAAAUGCAGGAGCCAGAGGACUUGGAGCAGGAGGAGCGGGAGGCUAAGGCGGGCAAAAAGAGCCGGAGGCGGAGGAGGAGGAAAGGCCGGCCAGAAGACUUACAGUUCACGGACGCCGGAGGCAAUGCGUACAUCCUCACGGGGAAGGUGGAGGCAGAGUUUGAGCUGCUGACUGUGGAAGAGGCUGAGAAACGGCCAGUGGGAAAAGGGCGGAAGGAGCCGGAGCCCUUGGAGAAGCCCAACCGUCCCAAAACCUCCUUCAACUGGUUUGUGAAUCCGCUGAAGACCUUUGUCUUCUUCAUUUUGCGCCGGUACUGGCGCAUCCUGGUGGUGCUGCUGCUGCUGGCAUUGAUCACCGUCUUCCUCCUCCUCAUCUUCUACUCUAUGCCGGGCGAGAUCAGCCAGGUCAUCUUCCGCCCCCUCCACUGAGCCCAUCCCGCCACCAAGGCCUUGGUCCCAACUGACCCUGGACACUCAUCCCCAGCGCCAGCCCUUCAACUCCCACUUCAGGAA
Trichechus manatus latirostris (Florida manatee) is the source of this 6396-nucleotide messenger RNA. Its product is annotated as fer-1-like protein 4. The record is from RefSeq and is a predicted model, not a curated record. NCBI's taxonomy places the organism in Eukaryota, Metazoa, Chordata, Mammalia, Sirenia, Trichechidae. Gene Ontology annotation, biological process: plasma membrane organization. Gene Ontology annotation, cellular component: membrane.